Messenger RNA from Betta splendens (Siamese fighting fish), 1038 nucleotides. It is a transcript of the gene dnali1, whose product is annotated as dynein, axonemal, light intermediate chain 1. The coding region runs from base 120 to 887 and encodes 255 amino acids. Gene Ontology annotation, cellular component: filopodium; axoneme. Lineage: Eukaryota; Metazoa; Chordata; Actinopteri; Anabantiformes; Osphronemidae. The record is from RefSeq and is a predicted model, not a curated record. Gene Ontology annotation, molecular function: dynein heavy chain binding. The transcript has 7 exons.
GCCGUUGCCAUGCCAACGCAAACAGUUCGUGCCAUCUUUUAAGUCUACUGCGGGACGAAACUCACCUGACAAGUAUCUGUCUUUUGUGUAUCGCGCUUUUAUUUUAAGAGUGAAUCGCAAUGAUUCCUCCAGCCGAGUCUCUCCUGAAAUACGACAACCCAGUGUUGGUCAGCAAGAGCAGCGACAGGAAAUCCCCGAAGGGACGUCCACUCAGAGUGAGCCCUCAGCAGCCUAUGGACUCGACCCCCGUCCCACCACCUCCCAAACUCAAAUCCUCCUCCACUGAUGCCACAAAGCAGGACAGCGAAGAGAUUCUGCACACCAUCCUUCCACCCAGGGAAUGGAUGGAGGGGAACCAACUCUGGGUGCAGCAAGUGUCCAGUGCGCCCUGUACAAGAACCGACGUCGUGCACCUGGAGGAACUCCUGGACACAAAGCUGCAGCAGCGGCAGGCCAGAGAGACAGGAAUCUGCCCUGUCCGGAGGGAGCUGUAUUCCCAGUGCUUUGAUGAGCUCAUCAGACAGGUGACCAUCAACUGUGCUGAAAGGGGUCUGCUGCUGUUGCGGGUUAGAGAUGAGAUUCAAAUGACAAUGGCCGCCUACCAAACGCUCUACGAGAGCAGCGUGGCUUUUGGGGUGAGGAAAGCCCUGCAGGGCGAGCAGGGCAAGGUGGACAUGGAGCAACGAAUUUCUGAUCUGGAGAGUGAGAGCCAAGACCUGAGGAAGCAGCUUAAUGAACAGAAAGCUAAAUGUGAUGCAAUUGAGAAGAGAGAACAUGAAAGACGGCAGACGGAAGAAAAGAAGCACAUGGAGGAGAUUCAGUUCUUGAAAAGAACUAAUCAGCAGCUCAAGACCCAACUGGAACUGAUGAUUGUGCCAAAGAAGUAGCCUUCAAAGCAAAACCACAAUCGGAGCCACAUUGCAGACCUUCUUAGACCGCAGCGUGUUGAUGACAGAGCUCUUUCCCACAUUAGGGUAGCCAAUGAAACCCACGCUUAUCUGCUUUUUGUCUGUGUGAAGCUGUAAGAGGCAAAAAAUA